AAAAAGAAAAAGAAAAAAAAUUAAAAGAGAAGAAACUCUCUCCCUCGACGGACUCUCCAACGCUUCCCUCCCAACUACAAAAACCAAACACAACUCUCCCUCUCUAACGCACCAAACAUAAGACUCUGUAUCUCUUGUUUCUGUCUCUGCUCCUUCGGAUCUCGAAAAUGCAGAGCACAGCCUUCACCUUCUCUCCUUCCCCCUCUCUCCUCAAACCACGACGCCUAAUUUCUUCUUCUUCUACUGCUACUUAUUCGCUUCCUCCUCGAUUCGAUCCAAUUCGCGCUUUCUCGUCUUCAAAACGAUACGAUCUCGACUCUAACAAUGUCGUUUUCCCUCGCCGAUCCUGGUCCUUGUCUUCUGCUUCCAACUCGUCUCUUUCACGGCCCUGGAACCCGUUGCCUCCCUUGGUCUCCGAGAGUAAAACGGAGCGUUUUGAAGUGAGAGCUACGGCUGUUCCAGAGAGUGCUGGCGAGGGAGACGAGAAGAGUAGUCUGGUCAAGACUUUAGAGCUUGGUUUGUUGUUUGGCCUUUGGUAUCUUUUUAAUAUCUACUUCAAUAUCUAUAACAAGCAGGUUUUGAAGGUAUUCCCGAAUCCAGUAACUGUUACUGCAGUUCAGUUUGCUGUUGGGACGGUAUUAGUUGUUUUUAUGUGGACUUUCAAUCUAUAUAAAAAGCCGAAAAUUAGUGGUGCGCAGCUUGCUAUGAUUCUGCCGUUGGCGGUGGUUCACACCCUAGGGAACCUUUUCACUAACAUGAGUCUUGGAAAGGUGGCUGUUUCAUUUACUCACACUAUCAAAGCUAUGGAGCCCUUCUUCUCGGUUGUCCUCUCCGCUAUGUUUCUAGGGGAGAUGCCUACCCUCUGGGUGGUUGGUUCCCUUUUACCAAUUGUUGGUGGAGUGGCGCUUGCCUCAGUCACCGAGGCCUCUUUCAAUUGGGCCGGUUUUUGGAGUGCAAUGGCUUCUAAUUUGACAAACCAAUCUCGUAAUGUCCUCAGCAAAAAGGUUAUGGUUAAGAAUGAGGAAUCUAUGGACAACAUUACUCUUUUCUCCAUCAUAACAAUCAUGUCACUUGUCCUAUUAGCCCCUGUGACUAUCUUCAUGGAAGGUGUCAAGUUUACUCCAGCAUACCUCCAAUCUGCUGGAUUGAAUGUUAAACAGGUAUACACCAGGUCUCUUAUUGCUGCGCUGUGUUUCCAUGCCUAUCAACAGGUUUCCUACAUGAUAUUGCAAAGGGUAUCCCCUGUUACACACUCAGUUGGUAAUUGCGUGAAGCGUGUGGUUGUCAUUGUGAGCUCCGUCUUCUUCUUCAAGACACCCGUCUCGCCUAUCAACUCACUUGGUACUGGCGUUGCUCUUGCUGGAGUUUUCCUGUAUUCAAGAGUGAAGCGCAUUAAGCCAAAGCCAAAGACAGCUUGAAGUUCCGGGGAGAGAUUCUGCUGUUACACUUGGGUCAUUAGAUGAUAGCAUCCAUAUUAUUGCAUUCAAGAACAUGUUUUGUAGAUCAGGCGAGGAACUCAUUUAGGUUUUUCUGUACUUUGGUUUUUUAUUUUUUUCCCCGGGCUGGUUUUACUCUCUUGUGAACACCCAAUCAAAAAUUUGCAGGGUGCAAGCAAGUUUGCCGUUUGUUGUCUCUGAAAGAACUUAUAGUUUUCCCCUUCUAUAUAUCCUGACUCAAGUCUGCCAAA
Molecule: messenger RNA, 1687 nt
Organism: Populus trichocarpa (black cottonwood)
Lineage: Eukaryota; Viridiplantae; Streptophyta; Magnoliopsida; Malpighiales; Salicaceae
Product: phosphoenolpyruvate/phosphate translocator 1, chloroplastic
Exons: 9
Coding region: 168-1418 (416 amino acids)
Biological process (GO): transmembrane transport
Cellular component (GO): Golgi apparatus; membrane
Molecular function (GO): antiporter activity
Source: RefSeq, a predicted model, not a curated record